Molecule: messenger RNA, 1575 nt
Organism: Bolinopsis microptera
Lineage: Eukaryota; Metazoa; Ctenophora; Tentaculata; Lobata; Bolinopsidae
Exons: 13
Coding region: 1-1575 (524 amino acids)
Cellular component (GO): extracellular matrix
Source: RefSeq, a predicted model, not a curated record
AUGACUGUUGACUCCAUGACUGUUGUCAUGGUGCGGUCAGAUGUAAUGACCAUAGUUUUAGCUGGGAACGCACCAGGGGAAUGGAGUUGUGCUCCGCUUACUACAAUAACAUCGUCUGUUGAGGGAUGUGUGACGUCAAGCUCUUAUGCAAACGGAGUAUGGAGCAUUGGAACUUCAAACUCCAAGUCUGGAGCAGGGGCUAACAAGUUUUGUGUAAUCUCGCUUUCUGGGGAGGGACUUCACACCAGCAAAGACUUUUACGUCAAGGCCCGUUUCUCUAACAGCGAUUCAAGUGCCAGAGCUGGUCCCUUCGGAGGUAUUACCUUUAAUAUGGAGGACGAUAACAAUGGCAACUACGUAAUGAUGAGAUUGAAGGUGCCAGUAAUGGCUAAUGUUCAAAUGGGUAAAAUAGUUAACGGUAAUGGACAAAAUCUCGCUCAAAGCAAAGUCAAGAAUAACGCUGUCGCUUCUGGUGCUGCGACUCUAGAGAUCCUGGUUCAAGGUGAGGAGGAGUCAGUUUGGAUAGACGGUGUUCGAGAAGAGUCUAUCUCCUCUCAGCAGCCCUUCUUUGUAGCACCUGGUCAUGUUGGAUUCGGCUUCCAAUCCGUAACCAGUUGGCCUACUAUCAAGGUAGAAGGAGCUGAGGUUUGUACACCUAUAAGCUGUACUGCUGAAGAUGGAACAACAUACUCUGGAGGAGAACAGUGGCCAGGAGAAGAUGGAAAAACUUGUACUUGCUCUGAGGCGGGUAUCAACUGUGCGUGUGGUGACGACACUCUGGUCUGUCCGGGAGGCACUGUGAAGUGGACAGAUCCUGAGGAGUGCGAGUCUAAGUGUAUCAAAUCACCAGCUUAUUGCUCCAGCUCCGGAGAUCCUCACUACAGGUCGUUUGACGGAAAAUACUAUGAUUUCCAUGGAGUAUGUACAUACCAGGCAGCUAGUUGUGGGGACUUCGUUGUAAAUUUCAAGAAUGUUGAUCUUCAUAAUCGAGCCCCAAGAUACACAGGACGGAUUGAACUGAUUUUCAAGGGAUCAAAAUUUUCUAUCGAGAGAGGUUUGGUGUCAAAGGUCGAUGACGUAAAUGUGCAAAUUCCCUACAUCAAACACUACAACAAUGGAGACAGGGUUGAAAUCAUCAUAAUGGUCAACUUGAAAUCAGGCUGUACAACAAGGGCAGAAACCCAUCCGCGGUGUGCCUGUGCUCAAUUUGAUGUGUAUGCUACACAAUGUCAGAAUAACGGCUUUAAUGUCGCAAACUGGAGAAAACAAUAUUUCCAUCUGUCGCGUACGAAAGUCCUGAACCAACAGUGUACCUAUCUGACGGAGCCACCCCCAGUACCAACUUGUCUCAACAAGGAGCCAGAGAAGACCGGGACUGUUAGAGGGUGUUUCUGUCCAGCAGGAAAGUUCCUACAGGAUGGAGUUUGUGUAGAUGCUAGCGGGUGCAAGUGUCUCUACGAGGGACAGUUUUAUGAUAACGGAGCAGUUAUAGAAGAGGAAGCAGAGUGUCAGACAUGUACUUGUCAAGAUGCAGGGGAGAUGGACGUGUCAAGACAAGGAGUGUCAAACUCUUAA